AUUUCGCAGGGAAAGCCCAGCGGUUGCAGCUGCGGCGGAUCCCUAGGCUCUGCGCGUCGUGCGCCCUGGGCAGCCCAGGGCCGGCAGCAGCUCCACAAAGUCACGGAGCAAGGGGAAGCCGAGCGCCCGCAAAGUGGGGCUGGGCUGGGAGAGGCGUGCCUGCGGAGCCUGGAUCCCCGCGCCCUUCAGCCUCGUGUGUGGGGAAGCCGGUGCAGCCCUUGCAGCCGGGAGGCGAACUGCCGCCCGGAAAGAGCAGUCAAACUGCAGCCUCUCCAAAGAAGCCAAGUUAACGCAGACGAACGGGCUCCCAGAGAGCGACCGCGAGCCUGCUUAGUUAGAGCCUCGCGGUACCGCAGAGCUCUCCGGGACCAGCCGGCUAGAAGCAGGGCGCCGUCCCAUAGGCAGUGACCCCCAGUUCUGGGUUCGUCCGUGAGUGCACCCCGGUGCAGAGAGAGGGUGUGCAAGGCUGCACCCGUCCGCCUGCAGCCCGACUGGGGUGCCCCCUCCGUCCCGCUGUGGGAGCGAUGCCCCCCGCCCUUCGCGCCCCCCGGGAACGACGCGAGCAUGGAGAAGUCGAGUAGCGAGGAUUCUUCGAUCCACCGGAGUCCAUCUUUGGACAGCAAGGACUCGGACUUUGUCAAGCCGUCCACCUCGGGCCGCCCGUUCGGCCGUGGCUUCACGGCUGGAGCCUUCUAUGGCACCGCGGGCUCCCGGGGACAGAGCCGAGCAGAGGCUGGCGUUAAGACCGACAAGUACAAUGCACCUAAAGGCAGCAAGUACGUGGUGUUUUACCUGGACCUGUCCUUUGUGUUCCUCCUAGAAUUUAAGAAGUGCAACAUGGCCAGGGGCUGCCUCUGCUGCUUGAAGUACAUGAUGUUCCUCUUCAAUUUGAUAUUCUGGCUCUGUGGCUGCGGGCUGCUUGGAGUAGGCAUCUGGCUCUCCGUGUCCCAAGGCAACUUUGCCACCUUCUCCCCCAGCUUUCCCUCGCUGUCUGCAGCCAACCUUGUCAUCGCCAUAGGCACCAUCGUCAUGGUGACGGGCUUCCUGGGCUGCCUGGGGGCCAUCAAGGAAAACAAGUGUUUGCUCCUCAGUUUCUUUGUUGUGUUGUUGAUCAUCCUCCUGGCAGAGCUGAUUCUGCUCAUCCUCUUCUUUGUCUACAUGGACAAGGUAAACGAGAACGCCAAGCAGGACCUGAAGGAAGGGCUGCUGCUGUACAACACGGAGAACAAUGUGGGGCUCAAGAAUGCCUGGAACAUUAUCCAGGCCGAGAUGAGGUGUUGUGGGGUCACUGACUAUACAGACUGGUACCCAGUGCUGGGGGAGAACACAGUUCCUGACCGCUGCUGCAUGGAGAACUCCCAGGGAUGUGGGCGCAACACCACCACCCCGUUGUGGAAAACGGGCUGCUAUGAAAAGGUGAAGCUGUGGUUUGAUGACAACAAGCAUGUGCUUGGCACAGUAGGGAUGUGCAUCCUCAUCAUGCAGAUCUUAGGCAUGGCUUUUUCCAUGACUCUGUUCCAGCACAUCCACCGGACGGGUAAAAAGUAUGAUGCCUGAGCUACUGGCAGCACCUGGCCCCACCUGGACACUGCGUGCCAGAGGAGGGCAUCUGAACCUUGUGUCACCUGCCAUGCUCUCCUACUGCCACCCUGCCCCACCUGCCAGCCUGCCAGCCACCUUGGUUUUGGACCUCUUGGGGGAGUCAGGGAGGAGCAUCAUGCAGAGACCUUGGGGCUCAGGCGCCUGGAUUUCUGCACCUGCCUAUUUGCCAAAGACGCCAGGGUGGGCAGAGUAUCAAGGAGGAAGCUCUUGCACUGAAGGGUUUCUGCCUCUGCCCUUCCUCAUACUGACACUUGUCCUUGCGUGGGGUGGAGUCUGCCCCACUGAGGCCACUGCCGUCCGUGGCUGCCCAGCCGAAGAGCCAGCAGGAGUGCAGUCUGGCACCACCAGGCCACUGGAGCACCCUGCCCAGGCUUUUUAUACUUACAGUGUAACUUUUUUAUUUUAUUCUGAUUACGAUUAUUCAGGAAUAUUAUCUCUCAGAUAAGUUUAGGGUUAGCUUUCUGAUUUAUAACUUUUUAUUGUGUUGAUUUCCUUAUCAGUUUGAGUUUCCUUUUCCUAUGGGUGGGGAUAGGUAGGGAGAGAAGACCUCUAUCUGCUUUCAGUCGGGGCAUAGCACUGUGCAACACCUGUGAGGCUGAAGGGUGAGAAGCAGCAGGCUUUCUCCACAACUCAACUCUAGGGAGGAGGGUGCAGCCAGGAUGUGGGGCCCUUCCAGGCCUAGCGAUCAUGGAGAGGGGCUGGAAGAGGCAGGUCGAAUGCAGAGGGUGAUGCCAGCAUGAUGGGCCAUCCUGCUCAGGGGUGAUAGGUUGGUGCCUAAACCAGGAAGGCCAUAGCAGUAGGGGAUGCUUAGGGGUAGGAGAAGUGCUUUGUUAGAGGUGUGGCCAGAGCAGUCUGUACCACUUCCUCCUCCUCCGUCCUCUGUUGGCUUGGUGACUUCCCUACCACCCCAUGGGCAUUCUGCACCCAUGUGGGCUCCAAAGCCCUGGUCACGCUCACACAUUCCUGAUGCAGACAUGUAGACAGAUACCUCUGGUUCAGACCCUGCUCACGUUCACCCUGCUCAGGGCAGGGGAUGCAGCCAUGUUCAGCUGCUCAGAGGGUGGUAGAGGCUGCAUGAAUACCAGCGGGGGAGGAACUAGCACCCAUGACUGUUCCCACCAGACUCACUCAGCUGUUGACUGUCCUGCUGGGAGGAAGAGAAAGGGCCAUGUGGGCCCCAGGACCCUCCGUCCUUCUUAGGAUCCAUUGCUGUCCCUAAUGGUAUCACAUCCCAUAUAAUUCCAAAGAGAUGAGAUACAGAAAACCUGUGAAGUCAGGCUCACCUUGCCACAACAGUAUAGCCAGAAAGCAGCCCACAUUGUGAACACCCAGAGCUGGAUACCAGAAAUGAUAGGCAGCUAUAGCAACAGUUUUCAGCUAUAGCAACAAGUCUGCCAUGCUUGGCUAAUGUUCUGUAGUAAAGUAAAGCCAAGGGUCUGUGGGACCGGCUCAGUAGCUCCCUGGGAUCCAGUGUGCGUCACCCACAGGGCUUCGCGUGGUAGUAGCUUUCUUCAUGCCCUUUGACUCCUGCCAAGUCUCCCAGCUCUUCUCUGACCUCCGUUUUCUGUCCACUACCAGAGCUGGUUGUGCUGCCCAGACAACUUGUAGCCCCUCUGACCACCUUAAGUAACAGACGAGGCAGGACCAGGAGUGUGGAGCUUGCACUGUAUCCAGGAUUCAAGUUUGGGGGGUGAGAGAGGAGGAUAGGAUGGUGUCAGCAAGUGGGGCAGAAAAGCAGCCAGUUCCUUGAGAUGGAAUUAUUGGAGGAAUGACAACCACCCCCACACCCACCCCCUGGACCUCCAAGAUGCAGAAUGUAGGCAGACCCAGAAGACACUCAGCAAACAAAUGUGGGACCUGUUACACGCAUUUCUGUGGAUGGGGUGGGAUGGGUUUGUUGAUACCUAUCAAUGCAAUCUUUAACUUUUGUCAGCAUCAACAGCAAAAACCUGUACAUAGGGAGACACGCAACCUCCCCACCAUCUCAUGCUUCUAGAAUGCUUAAGGGUUGUGCUGGUUCCAAGUCUUUGCUGAAGUUCCCCAUCCUCACUAGCCUCACCUUAUCUGUUAGCAGAGACAGUUCACAGGUCUGGAAGAUCACACCAAGUGAUGCCGGUAGAGGUAGUCAGUGCCUCUCAGCUGUGUGUUCACUGGGUACAAUUGCUGUGUGACUUCCCUUACACUUUGUCUAAGUCAGAGCUAGUUCUGCCGGGUCCCAGACAAGCAACUUACAGACCUGACUCAGAAAGUCCUUUUGGCUUUGCAGGUGACUUCAAGGGAAUUCCUAACAUAGAUGUGGCAUUUCUCCACAGCUGACUAGCAGAGGGCCUCAGUGGGCAGGGCGUGGAAACUGCUCUCAGGAGAUUGACAGGUGUCUGGGUGCAAGUCUCCUUGUACCUCUGCGCCCUCUGAUCUGGAAUGGUGCCACCCUGUCUCCCUGCCAGCCUGGGCCUGCGCCUCAGCUGUCCCCCUUGCGCAUGUUCUGGUUUGACAUGGAAUUGGGUGGCCAAGCCUUCAAACAGCUCAAGUGGAUGGAAUUGAUUGUCCCUUCUUCUCCGGCCCCCUGGCCACUCUCUGGUAGAGGUGCUAACUAGCAGGGACAUGGCACAGGAUGAGAGCUGGGUGCCAGGUGCUUGGGAUCUGUUCUUUGCCCCUCAGCCCCUUCAUCUGGUGACCCCUCUCAUGUUCCUGUUCUCUCAUUUCCCUUCUCUCCUCCAUGGUGGUGGUGGGGGCAGUCCUGGUCUCCCCUUCCUGAGUGAGCACUCUUGAGGAGUGGGGCCUUUGGACCUCCAUCUGCCUUCUGCCUGGAGAGCACGCUUGCUUAUUGGUUUUGAAUGCACUUUCUGCUUGCAAUGCCUUGUCUGCAUUUCCUUCAUCCUGGUCCUACUUUACCCAACACCAUGUUUUUAGCAUGUUUUUAAAUAAAAACUGAUAAUGUGUCAAAAGCACAAA
Molecule: messenger RNA, 4554 nt
Organism: Nannospalax galili (Upper Galilee mountains blind mole rat)
Lineage: Eukaryota; Metazoa; Chordata; Mammalia; Rodentia; Spalacidae
Gene: Tspan9
Product: tetraspanin 9
Exons: 7
Coding region: 565-1557 (330 amino acids)
Cellular component (GO): membrane
Source: RefSeq, a predicted model, not a curated record